This is a messenger RNA of Saprolegnia parasitica CBS 223.65, 1223 nucleotides long. RefSeq lists its product as hypothetical. The coding region runs from base 29 to 1189 and encodes 386 amino acids. NCBI's taxonomy places the organism in Eukaryota, Oomycota, Saprolegniomycetes, Saprolegniales, Saprolegniaceae. The record is from RefSeq and is a predicted model, not a curated record. The transcript is spliced from 4 exons. Gene Ontology annotation, molecular function: protein binding; calcium ion binding.
CGUCCACUCGUGUAUAUAUUAAUAGCGCAUGGUCGUCUUGGACAUUGAGAAGCGGGAGAUUCACGCGCUCUGCGACCUCUUCCACGCCCUCGAUGGCUCGCGCUGGCGGCGCAAGGACGGGUGGCUCAAGCUGGACCAGACCCAAGAAACGUCGUCAGGCGUCGGGCUCGACUGGUUUGGCACCAAGUGGGACAAAGGGCGGCUCGUCGCGCUCGAUCUCAGUCGCAACGACCUCCGCGGAUCGCUCCCUGAUAUCUUUGGCACGUUCAAGAAGCUCCGGUCGCUCCAGCUGCGGGACAACCCGCGUCUCCGCGGGCGACUGCCACCGUCGCUCUAUUCUCUCCAGCGCCUCCAGCUCGUGUACCUCGAUGGCACGCAGCUCGGACACGUCAUACCACCUGCGCUGGCGCACAACCUCCACGUCACCCAGUACAAGUCGGACGCGAUCGCCACGAUUCGCUUCCACACACCAGGGCCGUGCCAAUGGAUGGUCGACAUUUCCGAGCAGGAAAUGUAUGUGGUGGCGGCCAAGCUCGAGGCGGCGAGGCAGCCGCCGCCACCGCGCGCCAUUGAGCGCUCGGCGAUGAACGCGACGGGUGCGGAGCGCACGGCGGCCGCCACCAAGCUGCAGCAACACUACCGCGCGAAAAUGGCGCGCCGCAAGUUUCACGACUUCCUCUCGACCAUCUACGAGGUGUAUGUGGACGCAGCGUCCGGCGCUGCCUACUAUGUCGAUACGCGCACGGGCGACUCGACGUGGGAGAAACCUGCGCUGCUCCGACGCGUGGAGGCAGUCACGGGAACGAAGAAGGCGCCACCGCCGGUCUUGCCGCAGCUCGACGAGUGGCAGGCGCUGCACGACGACGACGGCCACGAGUACUUUUGGAAUCCUCGGACGAACGAGACGCGGUGGGAGGACCCGCGGCGGCGCCCGACGAUCCGCGAUGAGCUUUUACGACGGUAUGGCUUCGAGUCGACGGACGACGAGCGCUACGCACGCCUCUUUGCCGAGUACGACAGAGACCACAGCGGCAACAUCGACGCCGACGAGUUCACAGCGCUGUGCGGCGACCUCGGGUUGCCCAUGGGCCCGGCACAGAUUGCGAGCGUCCUGCAGACGCUCGAUACGUCGGGCGAUGGGCUUCUCAGCGUCGACGAGCUCAAACUCUGGCUCGACGCUGCCCAUUGAGUCGAGUUGCGCGAUAAUGACACUCGAACUCCUU